This is a messenger RNA of Carassius gibelio (silver crucian carp), 5048 nucleotides long. It is a transcript of the gene hsd17b3, whose product is annotated as hydroxysteroid (17-beta) dehydrogenase 3. Gene Ontology annotation, cellular component: endoplasmic reticulum. Bases 2934 to 3644 code for a protein of 236 amino acids. The record is from RefSeq and is a predicted model, not a curated record. The transcript is spliced from 10 exons. NCBI's taxonomy places the organism in Eukaryota, Metazoa, Chordata, Actinopteri, Cypriniformes, Cyprinidae. Gene Ontology annotation, molecular function: testosterone dehydrogenase (NADP+) activity.
GACAGAAAGAGAGAGAGAGAGAGAGAGAGUGAGUGUGCAUGCAUUACAAUGUCUGUGCAGGGGGUGUUUUCCAGCAUGUUUAGACAGUACAUCUGCUAUUCCUUUCACUAUAAAUAAAUAAUCAUGCAGAGAGUUUAUAAGUUGUUGUGGAUAGUCUAGUUGGUUUAGCCAGUAUGAGUGCAUGAUAGAAUGCUGCAAGAUUUGCAUUCUAAUACUAGAAACAUAUAUUAGAUUUCUAAAGGAUCAUUUAACAUUGGCAAAAUGACUGGUUAAAAACUCAGCUUUGCUUUCACAAGAAUAUUUUAAAAUAUAUUAAAUAAGAAAACGGUUCAUUAUUUUAUUAUUAAUCAAAUAAAUGCAGCCUUGGGGCUCCACGGAGCACGAUUUCUACUGAGGGAGCCCCUCAAGGACCACUAGCCUAUAGGGUGCACUUUAUUUAACAUAAUUUAUUAAUCAUUCUUACCAUUAUUUAAUAUAAAUACAAGUGUUCAUUGUUAGUUCAUAGCUUGGGUAUAUCGAAUAAUAUAGUAUUUAUUUAUUACAACUGUACUUAUAUAACACUUUGUAAAAGUUGAGGCAAGCCAGCUAAAGACUGAAUUGUUCACAUUUGAGACAUUCAAAAUAUUCCGCUUCUCCUGAGAUCUCACUGGGAUCUAAAGCAGGGUACUACUUGUUCUUCUUGUACACCAAGAACAUUGACGCAAAGAAAGAGCGAAAGCAUGGGAAACAAGAAAGAAAGAAACAAAAAAGCCAUUUUCCCACACAGAGGACAACACGGACAUUAGUUCAAACCAUUCUAGUCUGCAAAAGUAAUGAAAGCAUGAAGGCCGUAAUUACAUCUUACAUCAUUUCCUCUAUAUUAUACACUGGUCAUGCCAUUGACCCUCCACCACCCCUUUUCUUCAGCACUCCCAUGUACUUCUCAGAUGAACUAACAGUGGUGGACAGAAGAUGCAGUUGUAGACUGUGACGAGUGGGGCGGGGCUGAGAGCUGUGGGAACAGAGCGAGGCUGGUGUAGUUAAUAAUAAUGCACGACACCUGUGCCACUCGAGUCCCACAGAGGAUCUCUGGAGGGAUAAUAGGAGGAGUGACGACAGGGUAAGAUGAGAGAGGACCAGACCUGGAUUUAUUUUGUGUGUGGCAGUCAUCCAAGAGGGGCUGCGGCUUUACUUUCAUUUUGUGUUGGUUUAUUUUUUUCAAUUUUUUAAAUGUUCACCGGUUCCUGCCUCCUUCUUCCCAUACAACCUACUAUGUUACAUUGGUGCCGAAACCCAGAAGGAAGGAGGGACACACUGCCGAAGAUCCCUCGCUGCUAUGGUGAAUCUGUGGUGCCAUCAAGCAGUCUGCUGCCCUGGAGGCUUGAGGCGGUGGGCUAGAGUGAAUUGCCGGGGGUUAGACAAACUUGCAGUCAGCCACCUGGGAUGUGGAGGGACGGCUGUCUGUCCUUACAUACGUCUGUCUGUCCUUACCCCAGGUACGGUGCGGCCGCAGUGAUCGGCUCCCCUGGAGGGGUAUGGGGGUAUGUGAUGAGUGGGGCAGGGCCGAGAGCCGUGGGAACAGAGUGAUGCCGGUGGAGUUAAUGAUAAUGUGCGACACCUUUGCCACUCAUCAGUCUCGAGUCCCACAGAGGAACUCCAGAAGGACUAAAGGAGGGGUGACUAUAGUGUAAGAUGAGAGAGGACCAGGCCUGGACUUUAUUUUUGUGCUGUGUGUGCGUCAGUCGUCCACAAGGGUUUAUUUUAUUAAAUUGCUUUGCCAUCGUUUGCCAGUUCUCGCCUCCUUUCUUCCCACACUACGAGCUAUGUUACAUAGACAUUCACAGAUGACUUUUCACACAUAUGCACCACCCAUGCUCCCUAUUUGUUUAGUGAAUUGUGGUCACUGGAGGGUCAGAUGGAAUAGGCAGAGCAUAUGCUGAAGAGGUAAUAACACUACCACAUAUGUAAAAACAUUUGUUCUGUCAGUAUUGAUGUUCGAUUAGAUUAAAGUAUACAGUUAAAAGGGAUCAGUAAAGUGCACUUAAACAUUAUUUUGCUUCAGCAAGGAAGCCUUAAAAUGAUCAAAACUGAACUUCAAUUCCUUAAAUAAAUCUGAAACCUGUAUCCUGGUCGCCACAAAAUAUUAAAAAGAACAACUGUUUUCAGCAUAAAUAAUAACUGUCUCUUGAGCACCAAAUCAGCAUAUUAGGAUGAUUUCUGAAGGAAGGCGAUUCUGAAGACUGGAGUAAUGGUAGGAAAAUAUUAAAAUAUUUGUUUUAAAAUAUAUUCAAAUUGAAGGUUUGUUUUUGUUUGUUUUAUUGUUAUUAGUAUUUCUUACCAAAAAUCUUACCAACAUUUAAAUGGUAGUGUAUAUGAAUACAUAAACAUCUUUACUCUGAAAAGUAGACUAAAUUGCUGCAGGGUUCCUGUAGUAGAGAAUUGGGUAACACUUUAUUUUAGUGGCCAACUCUCACUAUUGCCUAGUUGCUAAUUAGCAUGUUUAUUAUUAACAUAUACUGUAGGUUGUUUAUUAGUACUUACAACGCACUUAUUCUGCAUGAUAUUCUGCAUUCCUAAUCCUACCCCAAACCUAAACUUAACAACUACUUUACUAACUAUUAAUAAGCAGCAAAUUGGCAAAAUCAUAGUUAAUGGUUUGCUAAUAGCGAGAAUUGGAUCAUAAAAUAAAGUGUGACCGAGAAUUGAUUAUGAAACCUUCUGUGCAAUAACAUGGCGUCAAGAUUUCGGCAGUAUUUUUAUAAAAACUAAAUGAUCUCUGAAGGCUUUCUUCCACAAAAAUGUUUGCACCACUGAAGUGGGCCUUAAACAGGAUAUGUAAACAACCAGAAACCGGAAGUAGCCUAAUCUUAAAUUUAGUUAAACCAGCUCAUCCCAAAUAUCAGACUAGGCUGUUUCGGUAACAUUGUCUUUCUCUCCAGCUAUCAAAACUAGGUAUGAACGUGGUCAUCAUCAGCAGAAACCAAGAGAAGCUUGACAGAGCAGCAAGGAAGAUCGAGCUCACUACAGGACGGGAAGUCAAAGUAAUAACUGCUGACUUCACCAAAGAUGAUAGAUAUGGGUACAUUCGAGAAAACAUUGAGGGUCUGGAAAUUGGUAUUUUAGUGAACAAUGUCGGGAUUCUGCCCAGCCAAAUACCCUGCAAGCUACUUGAAACACCUGACCUGGAAGAAAGAAUACAUGAUGUUAUCAACUGCAAUGUGAAAGCGAUGGUUAAGAUGUGCAGAAUUGUGCUACCAGGAAUGCAGCAAAGAGGAAGAGGAGUCAUUCUGAAUGUGUCCUCAGGCAUAGCCAAAAUACCCUGCCCCAUUUACACCCUUUAUGCAGCAUCCAAGGUUUUUGUUGAGAGAUUUUCACUGGGUCUUCAAGCAGAAUAUAAAUCAAAGGGAAUUAUUAUACAGGUUGUGGCUCCAUUUGGGGUUUCCACACAAAUGACAGGACACCAGAAGCCAGAUAUGGUCACAUUCACACCUGAAGAGUUUGUGAGGAGCUCACUGAAGUAUCUGAAGUCUGGUGAACAAACAUAUGGCAGUGUCACUCACACUAUACUGGGCGGGAUUGUGCAGUCCAUUCCCACCUGGGUCCUGCAGAGCGAAGCAUUUCAGCAUCAUUUUAGGGAAUAUGUAAAGGAGAGGGUCGGAAGCUGAGAGCUGUCAUUCUUUAAGUAUAUGUACAGUAUUAAACAUUUCAUACAUAAGACAACAAAACGGUUGGGUUUGUUUACACUAAUUAUGACAAUACUUUGUUAAAAAUAUAAGACUGGGAAAGAAAUGGAGAGGAAGAAAAACUGACAUGUCUUUGUUUACCCACGGUCCUUCAAAAUACACUAUAUCUGUUGAUAAUAGAACAUAUUAUCAUUAUUAAUCAUAAUCAUAUCAGUAGACAGGAGAUAGUUGAGCUGUACUAACCUUGAUAACAUUAACAGAAGGUCGAUCUCAGAAAGGCCAAAUGACAGAGCAAGAGAUGUGGCCUUGUUAUUGUUCUCUAUAUUUUUGAGAUUAGAAAAUGUUUGGUCUUAGUGCAUUUUAUAAAUAACAUUAAUAUCCACAAAACACAGAUAUUUGGCGCCACAUAGUGGUAAAUGCACUCUAAGGUGAUGGUCUUUAAAGCUUGUCAUUUUUUUUUUUUUUUAUAUAUAAUGUCAUUAUCCACUUAUAUCGACGUUUAUGUGUCUAAUAACAGCAAAAAAUACUUUAUGAAAACCCUUAUUUGGACAGCACUACAAGAAUGUUCACACAUUAUUUAUAUUAAAAUUCAUAUGAAAACAUCUUACAAUUAAAAAAAAAAAAGUAACACUAGAUUCACUACUGUAAUUCAGGUAUAUCUCAUUUACCUUUGAAAAAUCAAUAAAAAAUAACUGCUAGUUUUCGUUUCUGAGGUCCAGCCAGCAGAGGGCAGAUUUGUGACUCCGCAGCAUUACAGAACCUGAAGCACAUCAGCUGUAGUGAUUGAAUCUCUCUCGAGUCGAGUUUCAAAUGUCUUGAAGAUGCUGAGCAGGUAAAGGAUACAAAGCAGUGCAGUCUGAUGGGGAUUUCCACCGCAGAUGUAGUUGUUAAUAAAGCUGUUCUCCCUCGAGCAAGCUGUCCUGAUUGAAAUACAGUUGACAGGAUAACUAUCAGUUUUCACUUGUAUUAAAGGGCUUUCUGUUUUUACUACAGGGAAUUUCCACUGAUAAUUUAUAAUGCUACUUCUUGUAAUAGAAAAGACAUUUAUGUGGAAUAAAAGUGAGGAAAUAAUUAAAAUAAUCACACUUUAUUUUCCUCACUAACUUGGUAAGCUAUGCUUUCUCUGAUUGCAGCAGUGAUGUCUGAAAAUCGAAUGUUUUUAAAAACAAGUGAUGGAUAAAUCAAGAUUUCAGAUCAUCUAAUCAAUCUGCAGGAAACCACCAAUUACCUCAAUACAAUUUCCUAUGGUUUAAAACAUUCUACAAACUACUUUUAUACCCUGUAUCUCGAAAAGUCAAACUUUACCUGUCCCAAAGUUUUGCUAGAUGACUGUUUUGUUUCUGUUUCACUAAAUUAAAAAGAUUGCUAUACAGCUAACUAAUCUAA